Molecule: messenger RNA, 1011 nt
Organism: Prunus armeniaca (apricot)
Lineage: Eukaryota; Viridiplantae; Streptophyta; Magnoliopsida; Rosales; Rosaceae
Source: the annotation of a GenBank genome assembly
AUGCUAAGUCUCGCAGGCGGCUCUACACCAUCCAUUGCCGCGAAAUGCACAAUCCAAAGAGGCUUCAGGGUCCGGUCCGUUGCUGGGUUCCCUUCUUUCCUUCCCAAAGAGGUCGAGAAGAUCAGAGACCCUUUCGCUCGAAAGCUGGCUGCACGAAUCGAAAGGCUGCCUGUGAGUUUUGGAGAAAAUUGUGUGAUGAGUAGUUGUGUGAAGCCAUUGGUACAGAGCAACGCAAGUCCAGUGGUUCUUCUCCAUGGUUUUGACAGCUCCUGUUUAGAAUGGAGAUACACUUAUCCAUUGCUUGAGGAAGCUGGCUUGGAGACUUGGGCUGUUGACAUUCUUGGCUGGGGUUUCUCUGAUUUGGAAAGACUUCCCUCCUGCAAUGUGGCCUCUAAGCGUGACCAUUUUUUCCAGCUUUGGAAGUCCUACAUCAAAAAGCCAAUGAUAUUGGUUGGACCAAGCCUUGGUGCUGCUGUUGCAAUUGACUUUGCAGUCAGCCAUCCAGAAGCUGUCGAAAGGCUGGUUUUGAUUGAUGCAAGUGUGUAUACAGAAGGCACUGGAGAUCUAGCAAGCAUGCCUAAAAUGUUAGCCUAUGCUGGAGUAUAUUUAUUAAAGAGUCUCCCACUGCGCUUCUAUGUAAACUUUUUGUGCUUCAGUGGCAUAUCACUCAGUACCAGUUUAGAUUGGACUAAUGUGGGCCGCUUGCAUUGUCUGUUUCCUUGGUGGGAGGAUGCAACUGUGGAUUUCAUGAUGAGUGGGGGUUAUAAUGUUAGCGCCCAGAUAGAACAGGUAAAACAGAAGACUCUUAUCAUAUGGGGUGAGGAUGACCAGAUUAUUAGCAGCAAGCUUGGAGUGAGAUUGCACUGUGAACUGCCAAAUGCAGUUAUACGACAAAUACCAGAUUGCGGACACCUUCCUCAUGUGGAAAAACCAAGCUCUGUUGCUAAAAUAAUUGUGGAAUUGGUUCAACAAGAUCAGUACAAAGAGGUUCAAUGUACUUCUCAAUUUUGA